UACUACAAUAAAGGCCAUGUACAUCUGCUCUGGAGCGCCCGGUCCGAGUCUCUCAGCCCUCCCACGGGCAAUUCCGCAGAGAUCCUCGCUCGCUCCUGAUUGGACGAAGACGCGGCGGCGAGGGGCGAGAACAAAACAUCAUUCCGGCUUAAAAAGAGUGCAGCUAUGCGUCGAGGAGCAAAAGCAUCUCUCAGAGGGAGGGAGGCGGACGGCGCGUUUAUAGCUCUGGAUCUCGUUUUGUUGUGCCUUGUCAUCCUCGCUUCAUCAUGCCCAAAGGAUUCCUGGUGAAAAGGAACAAGAAAGCGGCGCUCGUUUCGUACCGGAUACGCUCGGAUGAUGAUGGAGGAUCCGCUCCAGAUUGUCAGAUUGCGCCGAUCGCCGCGUCACCACCCGCUCCCAGCGCCUCCAAGCCGGACAGCAUCACCUCGGCGUUCCCGUCGGACAGAGCAGAGGCCCCGAUGCCGGUGCCGGUGCCGGUCCACAGCGCCAAGCCGGUGCGGUUCGGCAACCCGGAGACGGUAUACCAAGCCCUGUACAGCCCCACCCGGCCCAUCAGCAAGGAGCACGACAGGAAAUAUUUCGAGAGGAGUCUCAACCUCGGCUCGCCCGUCUCUGCCGAGUCGUUCCCUACUCCCGCCUCUCUCACCAGCCUGGACCAUCAUCUUCUGUUCGCGCCAGUCGACUUGAAAAUCGGCACCAGCAACAGUAACCGGAGCGGAACGGCGCCCGUCAUCCGACCCGGCGCCAAAAGACCUUCUGACGCCGCCGAGCGUAAAAGCAGCAAAAGCGUCAAGAAACCCAAAGCCAUACGCAAACUCAACUUCGAGGACGAGGUCACCACAUCCCCGGUGCUGGGCCUGAAAAUCAAAGAGGGGCCCGUGGACCUGAAGCCCCGCACGACCUCGGGCAACACCAACAGGCCCCUGGGGGAGUUCAUCUGCCAGCUUUGCAGAGAAGAAUACUCGGACCCGUUCUCUCUGGCACAGCACAAGUGCUCCCGGAUAGUGCGGGUGGAGUACAGGUGUCCCGAGUGCGAGAAGGUCUUCAGCUGUCCGGCGAACCUGGCCUCCCACCGGCGCUGGCACAAACCGCGCGUGCCAAACGCACCCAAACAAGCCCUCCAGCCCACCAAACCGUUUCCCGAGGCGUUCCCCGGCGACAGAGACUCCCCGAGUCCGGGUCUGUCAGAGUCCGGCUCCGACGACGGGAUCUACGACUGCCAGCACUGCGGGAAGAGGUUCAAGCGCCAAGCCUACCUGAGGAAGCACAUCCUGGGACACCAGGCGCUCCAAAAUCAGCUCCUCGCAGAGGCUUUGCGCACCGCGGAGAGCCCCGACAUCAUGCCCUCGGAGGACAGCCAAAGCCCGGCUCCGCUCAAUCUGAGCCCCGCGGACGGUCUCGGGUGUCCGGCUUGUGGAGAGAAGCUGCCGAACCGGGCGAGUCUGGAGCGACACCUGCGCCUGCUGCACGACGACUCCCAGGCGUUUCCCUGCAAGUUCUGCCCCGCCACUUUCUACAGCUCGCCGGGUCUCACCAGGCACAUCAACAAAUGCCACCCCACCGAAAACAGGCAAGUCAUCCUUCUCCAGAUGCCCGUGCGUAACGCCUGCUGAAGACGAACCCACACCGAUCUGUCCUUUUAGAACGAUCUAUUUUCUUCAUCCAACCCCUCGCUAGAAAAGUCUGGAGAAAUGUAUUAGUUUGGCCCUUACAAAGGUAUUUUUCUAGAACGCUUGCACACAUGGUAAUGUAAUAGCUCCUAGACCUAAGAUAUGUUCCUGUACCUCUGCCUUGAAUUCACAUGCUGUGCGUUUCACGUCUGUAGCUUUAAUCUAGUAUGUGGAUUAUGGGACUGAAAUGUUCUCUCUCUCUCUCUCUUCCUAUUGAAAACUACAUCAACAAAUCUUGAAAAGUUUCCCUUUAGUAGCCAGAAAUGCCUUUAGAGAAAAACAUCAAACUACUGCCUUAAGAACUCUUCAGUGUAAUGACUGUUUCUGAAUGUCGGCACACAAUUACAGCUUACUAUCAUGAUGUAAAAUUAUUGUAAUAUGUUUAUUCGUAAUAUUUUAUUUAUUUAUGUAUUUAUUUAUUUUCAAUGGCUUUGUAUAAAUUAUUGUGUGACUUUUCUCCCAGUCGAAUCGUUGUGUCGAGAUCAUCUUGUCUUGGGUUUUGUGCGCUCUCUUGAAACGUGAAGCUCUUAUAGAUGCAAUCUUUUUCUACGUAUACAGCUUAUUUUCCUAAAUGUUUGCUACCUAGCGCUUUAUAUGUGCGUUCGUGUUGUCAACUCAAAUAAAAUAUUUUCAAAAUGAAAAAGCUUCUUGUAUGCACAUACUUGCCCACAAUCCCACUGUCUACUAUUUAUACAAUAGUUUAUUUGAAUAUCAUAGACAGUUACCAUCGCUUAAUAUGGGAACUGUAAAUGGCAGCGACCUUUCCUUUGGACGCUAAACACAAUAUGAGCACAGUAAUGUAAUUCACUCCAUGCACACGUAAAGGUACCAUCUACAGAUUCAUGCAGUUAACAUAAAUGUGUGAUGUUAAGGACAAAGUGGGGCUUUUUUUGUGCAGUCUACUACUGCAAAGUUAAUGUGCAGCAUGACCAACUGUUAUUGCAGCUACAAGGUGUUUUUCCACAGGUGUCAAAUGCUCGAAUGAUAUAAAGUCAGCUUCUGGCAAUUCACACCUUUUCAGUUUCUAUCCCAGACCCUUUCCAUGCUUUAAAUGGCAGCGGUAUUGAUUUUAAAUUGGUCAGGUCAUUCUGAAGUCACCAUGUAAGCUCUGCUUGAUCGAUGAAUAAUGUAGUUGGCCCACUGUAAAUUCAGCUGAAAGCAUUUAAAGAGUGACAACAGCCUUUGUAAUAAUGUACAAGGGCAUUAACCUGUAAUGCAUUUCAACACAGGCAUUAUUGAUUCUGAGCCAAGUGGGAAACAUUUUUUUUUCUAUCUGUGCCUGGUUUGUACGAUUGACCAUGAAACAUCUUUAAAGCAGCAUCCAAUCCAUCUUGUGCUUUACUCACAUAACAUGUUCCUGAAAGAGUCAAUUUAUCAGUAUAUACAAAUACAAAUAAUAAAUCAAAGAUGUCAUCUGGGUGAAGUUCACUAAAUGAGCAUCUGAUUGUUUAAACUAGAGAAUCCUCUGCACAUUCUUUUCAUGUGUAAAGUUCACGCAUCCCAGCUGUCCUCCGUUUCUCACUAAUGAUUUUACUCUUGAUUCAGUUUAAGCAGAACCGCUAUUUUAUGCAUUUUCAGAGUGCAAUUGGCAAGAAAAGGAAGAAAAAAAUCAUGCAUGUUGUUUUGGUCAGGUUUUGCACACACACAGACACACACUCAGUCAGUCAGUAAUUAAAUGUGAGUGUGCUGGAGGCCACCUGCAUGAGCUGUAGGUGUUGGAGCGUGUGCACCUGUACUCCAGCGAGGGACGCGUCUGUGCUCACGGAGCAGCAGGGGAGACAGAUGGGAGGAGGGUCAGGUUACCCUCAAUAUUCCCUCAGCUCCAGCAACAGACCAACCUCUAACCCCGAGCAUCACUUCCACCCACUCGCUCGAACACACAAUAUGGCCAUGCAUUCUCCCACAAGAGCAGUCACGGAUGGAUUCAGACGCACAGACAGUACAGCAGCACAUCAUCAUACAGUUUCUCCAGGUCAGAAGCAGGAUAGCGGGGGGUCAAAAUCAAUGUCCCAUUUCAUGCAUAAACACAUUUCUUUUGUUGAACUCAGAAGAAAGUAUUUGGACUACAAUGACUUUCAUUUUGUGAUGAAAGACACUCGUACAGGUUUGGAAAUAAGUGUUUGUAUGUAGUGGAAAAAUAGUAAAUACAUUUAAUAGUUAUUCAACAUUUGGGUUAAACUGAAGUGUCUAGUUUAGUUAGUGGAACAGCAUUUUUAACCCCUCUUAUUGCAGUUCACUUAAAGACACUGUCAAAUAAUUUUUUUAAAGUUGUUAAGUAAAUCUUAUUAGAAUAUACUCUACCAGAAAAAUACUAUAUCAACCUUUAUAAUUCAAAAUUUAAUGUUUAACUCAACGUUAUCCAUCAUAAUUUGUAACAUUUUCUAGCAAUUUCAGAGAGAAAACCUUUUCAAAGUGAACCUUGCUCCAAUGAUUUUUUUUUUUUUAUACAAUUGGCGUUUCUUAUUUAUAAAUAGUUUAAAUUACAUCAAAUUGCAGGACA
This is a messenger RNA of Carassius gibelio (silver crucian carp), 4170 nucleotides long. Its product is annotated as insulinoma-associated protein 1b-like. Bases 267 to 1613 code for a protein of 448 amino acids. Gene Ontology annotation, molecular function: RNA polymerase II cis-regulatory region sequence-specific DNA binding; DNA-binding transcription repressor activity, RNA polymerase II-specific. Lineage: Eukaryota; Metazoa; Chordata; Actinopteri; Cypriniformes; Cyprinidae. Gene Ontology annotation, biological process: negative regulation of transcription by RNA polymerase II; neuron differentiation; regulation of cell cycle process. Gene Ontology annotation, cellular component: transcription repressor complex; nucleus. The transcript has a single exon. The record is from RefSeq and is a predicted model, not a curated record.